Messenger RNA from Strongylus vulgaris, 575 nucleotides. NCBI's taxonomy places the organism in Eukaryota, Metazoa, Nematoda, Chromadorea, Rhabditida, Strongylidae. The record is from the annotation of a GenBank genome assembly.
AUGGAAAAGUUUGUACUUUCAACUUUUUUCUCCAUUGAAGAUUUCAUCUCGUAUCUCAUACAAUGGUCUCAAUUCCAGUUGGUGGUUCCACCGAAAGAUAUAGAUGCCACUCGCUUUGUCGCAUUUGGAGACAACUCACCCGUAUAUGAAGGCGUCGCUCGUAGUCUUGGCUAUAAGCCCAAGAGUGGUGGUUUUCACUUUACCCAUUCAGUUCUUCGGAGGAAAUUUACGUUUUUUCGUCAUCAAAUGCUGGUUUUUUGCCCUUAUUGUGGAUCCAUGUUGCAAAUUGAAGAAGGUGAUUCUUGUAUGCAGUUCUCAUGUCCGUCAUGUCCUUACGUAUGUCCUGUUACAAAAAAGGUAAGUAGUCGUAUAUACCCUAAACUAAAAGAUCUUGAGGAAGUUCUUGGCGGACCAUCAGUAUGGGAUAACGCACAGGUAACAAAUGAACGAUGUCCGAAAUGUUCGCAUGAGCGAGCAUAUUUCAUGCAGAUACAGACGAGGUCUGCUGAUGAACCUAUGACUAUAUUCUACCGAUGCGCAAAUGCUGAGUGUGCGCAUCGCUGGAAAGAUUAGUU